Phyllostomus discolor (pale spear-nosed bat) is the source of this 5249-nucleotide messenger RNA. It is a transcript of the gene PIGN, whose product is annotated as phosphatidylinositol glycan anchor biosynthesis class N. Bases 339 to 3134 code for a protein of 931 amino acids. Gene Ontology annotation, biological process: GPI anchor biosynthetic process. Gene Ontology annotation, cellular component: endoplasmic reticulum membrane. Gene Ontology annotation, molecular function: mannose-ethanolamine phosphotransferase activity. The transcript has 30 exons. The record is from RefSeq and is a predicted model, not a curated record. Lineage: Eukaryota; Metazoa; Chordata; Mammalia; Chiroptera; Phyllostomidae.
AGUGUCAAGGGGCGUUCUGAGCUUGAGACGCGGUUAUGACCGUGACUUAGGAACUGUUCUUCUGGCUCUCCUUUCGCGGGGCAGAGGGGAACUCUGCCACAGUUGGGUCCUGCCUUCGAGCUGAGGAGGCCUCACUCCCGGAUCAGGCCUGACCGGGAUAAGUCCCAGAGCCGUUGGCUAUAGAAGACCUUCAUGAUUGGCUUCCUGUACAAACCUAGUUUCCUGAUUCUACUUGAUAUCCUAGAUUCAUGGAUUUAUUGAUGUGACCUUCCACGCCCAUAACGAACCAACUGGCUAGUCUUCUCUCGUUUCUUGAAGGUUAAUUAGAUGCCCUGAAUAUGAUGCUCUUCUUCGUUGUGGGACUGUUGGUCCAUAUCGUGUUCUUCGCCUCCAUCUUCGACAUUUACUUUACGUCUCCUCUGGUCCACGGGAUGACCCCCCAGUUCACGCCGCUGCCCCCUCCAGCGCGGAGACUGGUGCUCAUUAUCGCCGAUGGGCUGCGGGCAGACACACUCCACGAAUUCGAUGAGGAUGGAAAUCCGAGAGCACCGUUUAUUAGGAAUGUCGUGAUGCAGGAAGGCAGCUGGGGCGUCUCUCACACGCGUGUGCCCACGGAGUCUCGGCCGGGCCAUGUGGCCGUGAUAGCUGGGUUUUAUGAAGAUGUCAGCGCAGUUGCCAAAGGAUGGAAAGAAAACCCUGUAGAAUUUGACUCUCUCUUCAAUGAAAGCAGGUACACGUGGAGCUGGGGAAGCCCGGAUAUCCUGUCUAUGUUUGCCAAAGGCGCUACAGGGAACCAUGUUUUUACAUAUAGUUAUGACGCUGACAGUGAGGAUUUUGGUGCCGAGGAUAUAUCAAAACUGGAUACGUGGGUUUUUGAUCAUGUUAAGGAAUUCUUUCAUGCUGCCAAAAACAACCAGUCUUUGUAUUCUCAACUAAAUGAAGAGAAAGUCGUUUUUUUCUUACACUUACUAGGCUUAGAUACAAAUGGACAUGCUCACCGACCAGCAUCAAGGGAAUAUAAGGACAAUAUUAAAAUGGUUGAUGAAGGAGUCAAAGAGCUUGUAUCCCUGUUUAAAGAGUUUUAUGGGAACGAUGAGAAAACGGCGUUCAUCUUCACCUCGGACCACGGCAUGACAGACUGGGGUUCCCAUGGGGCUGGCCACCCUUCAGAGACCUUUACUCCUUUCGUCGCGUGGGGGGCUGGAAUCAAGUCUCCCCAAAGAGUGGCGGCUCAGCGGUUUAAUGACACACUUCUGAAAGAGUGGAAGCUGGAGCACUACAAGAGGCAAGACAUCAAUCAGGCCGACGUAGCGCCGCUGAUGGCCUCUCUCAUCGGGGUCCCCUUCCCCCUGAACUCAGUGGGCGUCCUUCCCGUGGGGUACCUCAACAGCACCGGCGCCUUCAGAGCCGAGAGCAUGUUCACAAACGCAGUGCAGAUCCUGGAGCAGUUCAAGGUGAAAAUGUCUCAGAAAAAAGAAGUCACUUUACCAUUUUUGUUUACACCAUUUAAGUUGCUUUCUGAUUCUAAACAGUUUGACAUUUUAAGAAAAGCAAGAUCUCACAUAAAACAGAGAGAGUUUGAUGAAGCUGUCUUGCUUUGCAAGGAGCUGAUUGAUCUCGCAUUGAAAGGAUUGUCUUAUUAUCACACUUACGACAGAUUCUUUUUGGGCACCAAUGUGCUGCUUGGUUUUGUGGGAUGGGCGUCUUAUGCGUCCCUGCUGACCAUCAAGUCUCAUUCCGGCCUUACCAGAGGUGCUGGUAACCCCGUUAAGAAACCAGGCUGUCUCCUGCCAUGUGGUUUUGUGGCUGUUGGCAUUUUAAUGGCGUUUUUCCUGCUGGUCCAAGCCUGCCCAUGGACUUACUACGUGUACUGCCUGCUGCCAGUGCCCAUCUGGUAUGCGGUUGCGAGAGAAUACCAAGUUAUUCAAGACUUUGUCACAGCUCUGUUGACCUUGCCCCCGAGUCGCCUGGUUGGACACCUGUUGGCCUGCACCCUGGGGAUUGAAGUAUUAGUGCUCAGUUUUUUCUACCGCCACAUGCUUACCGUCGGACUUCUCGUGUUUGCGGGUUGGCCGUUUAUCACUCCGCUGUGGACUCGAGCAAAGAGCAUCUCGCUGAGUUGGAUUUUCUUCUGCCUGCUCCUGGCAGUGUUCCCGCUGAUGCCUGUGGUAGGGCGGGAGCCAGACGUCUUUCUCGUGAUGUGCGCCGGCCUGCUGCUGCUGCUGCUGUCCCUGUUUGUCGGAGCAUCUCUCGUAAAGAGGAAAGACGGUUUUGUGAAUGAAAAGUCGUGGUUACAUCUAUCACAGAUGCUGAGCACGGCGCUCGCCAUGUACGUGGUGCACAGCACCUACAACAGUCUGCUGCAGAAGCGAGGGCUUCCUCUCGCCAACCAGGUUGCCAGCUGGGCGAUACUAGCCUCCUCCUUCGUCCUGCCCCUGCUGAGCCCCAGGGGCCUCCCGGAGCGGUUGUUCAGCAUACUUGUCUCCUGGAUGUCGACCUACCUCCUCCUGAGCACAGGGUAUGAAGCUCUCUUUCCAUUGGUGUUGUCGUGUUUGAUGUUUGUCUGGAUACACAUGGAACAAGAAAGCCUACAACAAGCUGGUGUUGCCUAUAAGCCGAAGGUCAGCAGCCUCCAGUUCUGCGGCAGCGCGGACGUGGCCCAGUGUCGCCAGCUCUGUCCGGACGACAUCCGCAGGGCCUUUUUCCUCGUUUUCUUCUUAGUCACAGCAUUUUUUGGAACUGGAAAUAUAGCUUCUAUUAACAGCUUUGAUCUUGCCUCUGUCUACUGCUUCCUGACCGUGUUCAACCCUUUCAUUAUGGGAGGUCUGAUGUUGUGGAAGAUUUUAAUCCCCUUUGUUCUUGUGAUGUGCGCGCUGGAAGCCGUUCAGCUGACCACCCAGUUAUCGUCGAAAAGUCUUUUUCUCAUGGUUCUCGUCAUAUCAGACAUCAUGGCUUUGCAUUUCUUCUUCUUGGUCAAGGAUUAUGGCAGCUGGCUUGAUAUUGGAACAAGCAUCAGCCACUACGUGAUUGUCAUGUCCAUGACCACUGUCCUCAUGUUCCUCAACGCCCUGGCCCAGCAGCUCACGACCAGGAAACUCAGACUGUGUGGCAAACCCAAAAGCCACCUCAUCUGAUGGCGCUGAAGCCGCCCUCCAGCACCUGGGCCCUGCCUGUCCAUGUCCUCUCCCACUGGAGGCCCGCCGAGGACGCAGCAGGGGGACGGGAACUGCUGUGCGGCGUGCUCUGCUCCUGUAAGACAAUCGCACGUCGAAGCAGGAGCUCACGGGUUGUCUGGAAUAAAGGAGCUUCCGUUUCCUGUCGCUUCUGCGUGCACCAGGUGGUGAUGGUGUCUGUGGGAGAGCUCUCUCCGUUUUCAUCUUCCCCUGAGCUGGCAGCCCUCCUCCCUGACGUGUCUGAGCACCUGCCGCAAUCGUCCCCAACUGCUCGGCUCCCUGUGUACACAGAGGAGAAGGCUCCUGGGGGCAUUUCCGGUCACAUUCAAAGUCAACUGGCCAGCUGAACCGGAAGGACAUCCCCAGGUGGCACCGUAAAUCCUCACCGAGUCUCGGGACUGGUUUUGCCAGAGGUUCGGACCACUAAACACUCACUAGAGAGCCCCCCAGAGGCGUUGUGCAGGUUCACAGGGGCCCCUGGAGAGACACAUGUUUGCAGUUGCUGGUCGUCUUCAGGCCACAACGUGUAUCUCAGGGCUGCUUCUAGGGUUUUCGUGGCCUGCCACCUACAUGCAGGCUUGACCUUUACUUUUUUUAUUUCUGGAUUCUCAUGGAAUUUCUGGGAAUACAAAAGUAAAAAAAGGCUUGGUAUCUUGUCUGGGGGCAAAAGAAAACAAAUUAAAAGGAUUUGUUUAAAAAGGACUUUGAGAACCUGCCUCAGAGUCUCCCUCCUGAAAGGUCAGCAUACUUCAGGGAUGUCCUCACGUACUUUUGCAUGUAACUCCUCACUCUGUCGCGGGAGGAGGGUGUUGUGUGCGUCACUGAGUCUUAUCUUCCCGAGCGCUGCAAAUGUGUUUAAAUUGUACAUUCAGUUUCUGUUACCUCCAUCGCUUUCAUUAGGCAUUGUUUUUACAUAGUUCUUUAUUUUUUUAUUUAUUUUUUAGAAACCAGAGUUUACUUAGAAAAGUACAGAGGUAAUAGAAAUGAGCCCGCUGGGCUGUGUGGGCUCAGCAGCCCGAACACCUGAAGUCCUCUCGUGAAAUUUCAUUCCUAUUUGUAAACUAAUUCUUAUGGGCAGAAUAUUUGGAAAGUAACUUUUCUUUGCCUUUUUCAUCAAGUGACCUUUACCGUCAGUGUAGCAUUGGCCUUGUGCCCGGGACGUGCCCGUGGAUUGUGACUGAUGCUCAGCAUCACUGGUCUGAGUCCUGUUGUAAAAAAAGAAUUGCUUUUGAAUUAAGUUAUAGUAUUUCUAACUCACGUUUUGAAUUAAGUUAUAGUAUUUCUAACUCAUGUUAAUGACGCGGAAGCCCUCUGCAAAUGACUACAUCUUUCAGAUUGUCAGGGUAGUGAACAAAUGCAAUUUCUUUUCUUUGCUUUUUGUUUAUGUAUGUAUGUAUUUAUUGUUGACACUUUUACAGAUGUCCCCCGUGUUUUCCCCUCUCACCCGCAACAAAUACAAUUUACAAGAUUCGAAAAUCAAUUUGGCAGUAUGGGCUUUUUAAAUUUUUAUUUAUGAUGAAAUAUAAUUCACUUCUGAUAGUACUUUGUGGUAUACCAGCAAAAGCAUUCUAGCAUAAAAAAAGAGAAAGACGUAUCCAUCUCAAUGUGAGACCUCACACAGCAGUCUGCGACACGAAACAGGUGGGCCGCCGAGAGGCUGCUGUGGCCGGCAGGGACACUGGCGGAGAACCCUUGACCCUGCUCAUCGCCUCAAAGGAUUUGGGGUCAGUUUUUUCACAAGCCAGAGACAAUGACUUUAUGAAUACUUUUUAAACUCCUUUUAGAUCAGUUUUGCCUUUCAUCAUUUCCCAAAUUUUCGCCCAGAAGAAUUGAUGGAUAUUUUAUCACAGCGCUGUAAAAGGUGCCCAGUGCUUUAUCCUUACUGUGUUCUGCAGAUACUGUUUUGAGUCCAUGCGCGUUUACGGAACGGGUCAGCGCCUGCCGCUGGGGGCCGGCCUUGCCGCUCCACCCGGGCCCCUCAGAGCCACCUGCACGGCUCGGGGGGCCUUCCCUGUUGCUCAGCUCACCCAACACCUUACAGUGUUGUAAAGUGCUUGUUUUUGUAUUGAGUAACAG